Messenger RNA from Exophiala viscosa, 2067 nucleotides. RefSeq lists its product as uncharacterized. Lineage: Eukaryota; Fungi; Ascomycota; Eurotiomycetes; Chaetothyriales; Herpotrichiellaceae. The record is from RefSeq and is a predicted model, not a curated record. The transcript has 2 exons. The coding region runs from base 1 to 2067 and encodes 688 amino acids.
AUGGCUCCUUGCGUAUUGUGCAGAAGCAAACACCGGUUCUGUUCGCGGAUUCGUAAUUCUAGCCAGACAACUUGCACCUUGUGUGAAGAGUACGGAGUUCCAUGCAUACCUGCACCCCUGCGGACUGCACGCGAAGGACGUCGUUCUACGCCUAGCACUAUACAAAGACGGGGCCAAGCUGAGAAUGACGCUGGUCUAAUACCGUCGACGAUACGGUCAUCAUCCGAGAUCAUCAAAAUAGUGAUAGGUCUCGCUAUCGGGUCUUCAGAAGGCGGGGCUGCUUACUUUCUGUUGGCAGGCGGACAUCCCAGGAUCGGUCGAACCCACUCCCUCCUCCAGAGGGUGACCCCAAUCGAGUGGGAGAAUGGACAGGCCAGUGUACCCACUCAGUUGGCGUACGUAGCAGACGUAAGGCCAAGAUCCAAUGCCUACCGUCAGAUUUGGGGUGAUGAGGUUACGAGGCACCUCAGAGAUGGGGACAUCCCCAGUGAAAAUAUCAUGCGGUAUUUCAAACCAGUCAUCCACGGUGCAGACUGGCGGGAUGUGGAGUUACUCGAGCAACAAGUCAGCAGUCUCCCGGCCGCGGUCAGGCAGACCUUGUCGUCACCUAAUCUGGCCGCUGUCGACCUAUACGUCGACACCCUUAGGCAUGCUUAUCAUUUCGUUCUACGGCAAAUUGCCGAGAACGUUAGAGAGCUUGCAUGGCCGAUCUACGAUGAUUUGAACUCCUACCAAGGCUUCUGGCCAGAGAGCUCGCGUGGUAUAGAGCUCGAGGUGGGCAUACCGCUUCCUGGAGCAACAACAACAGACCAGGUACAGCUUGUCGUGGGAGCAGCGCGCAAGGCAGGUAUCAGGAAUCCCGUUCCAGUGGCAGAGCCCACCGCAGCACUUGCGUACUAUUUCCAGUCGCAGUUCGAAAAGCGGGUUCCGCCUCUGGUGGGGAGUACAGUCAUGGUAGUCGAUGAAGGAGGAGGGUCUUCAGACGUACAGGCGUUGUAUGUUGACCAGUCCGACCAUGGUUUCGUUGUCCGUGAGAUGGUACCUGGUGAUAAUGAAUGGUGUGGUGGAAGGAUUUGCGAUGAGAUAUGCAGAGAGAUCAUCAUGGGGAAAUUCCUGGCCAGCCCCCUCGAUACCCAGAGGGUUCUUGAGUCGCUGGGAGUUCCAUCUUCACCAAUGACAACGAGAGAGCUACAAAGCCUCUUGGACAGAAAGUUCGAGCAGGCUAAGCGCCAAUUUUCCGGUGAUCGAGGCCAAGAUCUUCUCAUUCGUGGCUUCCCUGCGGUCGCUGUUCUUGGUAACCGGGCAGGAAGAGUUCCAAUUUCGGUGGAGGAUACGGCGCAAACAUUCAGACUUUCAAUUGAUGGGAUUACCGAUAUGAUUAAGCGGAAUGUCGAGGAGGUGCGCGAGGCUGGCGCCGAUGUUGACAAGAUACUGGUCGUGGGCGGAGGUUUCAAUCAUCGAUAUACGCGUAAUCGCGUCCGACAUAAGAUUGAGGUAGCGGCCGAGGCAGGCUAUCCAAUACCUGUGGCGACAACAAGCGAGAAUACCAGCUCGAGCUCCGCCACCGUGGCCUAUGGCACGGCCCUCCUGCUGGCUGACAAAGCGUUCAUCAGUGAGAGAAUCAUCCGCCGAGGAUUCUGCAUCAUCUGGGAUGUGCCGAUCAAAGAACUCGAAAACAAGGAGAGGGUAUAUCCUCGAGAAUGGAUCAUCACAGAUAUGCAUGACGGCGCCAAAAGCGUCAUGAACGUGUCCAAGUUUCUCAUCCGUGUGGGAGAUCGGCUGCCGUGGGAGAGAUAUGUGAUUACCGAAGAAGCCUGGCGUGGUCUAUCGCACAUGGAGAACGGCCGGCGGAAGCGCCGUUGGGUUAUUUCUGAAGCGUUGUGCUACUGCGAUGCUCAGUGUCACGAUGAGGAAUUGGUCGAUGACCCAGCCAACGAGAUCCAUCGCAUGCCGAACCCUAUCACAUUUACCCUGUCGGAAGAGAAUGUCGUGGUUUCGAAACAUAUUGGACGCCCAGCACUAAUUUUCGCCGGUGGUACUAUCGUGUCGAGUAUGACGUUGCCUUGA